Didymodactylos carnosus is the source of this 825-nucleotide messenger RNA. NCBI's taxonomy places the organism in Eukaryota, Metazoa, Rotifera, Eurotatoria, Philodinida, Philodinidae. The record is from the annotation of a GenBank genome assembly.
AUGUAAGUAUUGUUAAUUUAUGUUUUUUUUUUUGUUUAUCUUUCUAUUAUUACAUCUUCUAUACUAUUUAGUUAUUGUAUUUCGACAAAAGAGUUUACGUACUGUACCAAAUUUACUUAUUGUUUCAUUGGCCGUUGGUGAUUUUUUAUUCGUACUCUUUUGCGUACCAUAUGGAGCGGUUACUUUUGCAUUCAGUUUUUAUCCAUUUCAAAAUUAUUAUUGUCAAUUUGAAAUAUUUAUUAUUAACAUGUCAUUAGGUGUCUCAGUAUUUUCUCUAUUAGCAUUAUCUGCUGAUAGAUACAAAAUAAUAACAAAUCCAUUCAGUAGUCAUGCUAAUGAUCCAGCCAUUAAAUUGAAACUAAUUGUCAUUUUUAUUUGGGUUAUAUCAGUUUUAUUAGCAACACCAGAAGCAGCAUACUCGGGUAAGAAGGUGAACUUAACAAUAAUAGAUAAAAAUUUCUUGUAGAUCAAAUGAUUGAAAAUAUAUCAUAGAGAAAAGAGUUUUCUUCUCCAUUUAUUUAUUAUUACAAAUAAAAAUAAGUUCGACAGUUUUCAAAUAACUAAUUCGCUCACCAAUAUAUUUUCAUCACAGUCAUCUCUAGUGAAUGUGUACUUGCAUGCACGUGUUUGAUCAAGUACCCUCGCAAGUUUUAUCCAACGUUCUUGCACUUUUUUGCAAGUAAACCAAGUACUUGCCAGGAAUACGAAGUACUUGAAUUGCUUUAUCUUCUUGUCAAGUCCCGUGCCAAGCACUUGUCCAAGUAAUCCCAAGUACCUGUGAGAGGUUCAACAAGUAAAUCAAGCACCUGGCAAAUGCUUUCAGAC